AUGAAGCUCUAUCUGAAAGAAGGCAGGCCUCAGUAUCGAGAAGCGCCCCAGCGCCGUCUGCGCAAGAUAUGUCGGCGAGCAAACGGUUACGGUCUUAAUCAAGUGAUUGUGGUAGAAAAAGAUCGGAGGGCGUUUCAGAAACGGACAAGCCAGCGAACGCGGUCGUCAAGGCCGGACUUCGAAGUCUCUAGCCACACUGUGCUCCUGUCGAAAGUCGCAGUCGUAUCGACUACCCCUGAAUCACUCGAUUUUCCCGCAAGGUCUUUCAUUCGUAAGCCUCGUGCUUAUAACCUAUUGAUGACUUACUCCAUACGUCUCGGCUGGCCAAAGUCUGCUACUUCAAUCACGCAGUCGAUGAGGCGGCCCGUCGUUCUCGGACGAUUUGAGGACAAUGGCCGUUUCCGCUGUCGAGUCCAGCAGUAUGACACCAACGGCAACUCUCUAUCAGAUGAACACAGGCAUCAAGGCUGCCUUGACAUUCUUCCUCGCGACAUCGAACUCAUCCACUCCCUCAGCAACCACUCUCAUAACUUACCAGAAGCAGUUU
Molecule: messenger RNA, 547 nt
Organism: Colletotrichum abscissum
Lineage: Eukaryota; Fungi; Ascomycota; Sordariomycetes; Glomerellales; Glomerellaceae
Exons: 1
Source: RefSeq, a predicted model, not a curated record